This is a messenger RNA of Rotaria sp. Silwood1, 682 nucleotides long. The record is from the annotation of a GenBank genome assembly. Lineage: Eukaryota; Metazoa; Rotifera; Eurotatoria; Philodinida; Philodinidae.
GUCAAAACAAUUUAGAAAAUUUUAUUUUAGUUUUCUAAUAUUUUGCUCUUUCAAAUAAGGAAUAAACCGGCUGACUAAAAAAUUUCAACAAAGAUAUUAUUGCUUGUUUUUUAUUUAAUUGAGAUGCUAGAUAUAAAAGAAUAGGAUAAACAUACAUUUAAUUAAUAUUAAUCUCGAGUUAAAUUUAAUAAUUCAAAAUAAAAUAUUUAUUUAUUUUAGUUACUUGUAAUAAAUCUGAAGACUAAAUAAAUUUUACUACUAUGUCCAAUAAGUCAACAAGCAUUAAAGAAGAUUCAAAAUCAAACACAACAGCAAAUCUUCAUAAUUGAUGAAAUAACAACAGGCGGUGAAGAUUGGACCGAUGAUGCAAUACAAACUGAAAGCGAAGGUUGAUAUGAUAUUGAAAUGAAAUUAUCAUCUGAUGUUGUAUGUUUUUAUUCAAAUAUAUAAAUUAUUUGUUUAUUUUAUAAAUAUUUCUAAAUUUUUAUUUUAAUUAUCAAGGUUUGAUGCACAUUCAUCAAAAUUAUUUUAUCCAAUAGUUGGAUUAAAAUUAGAAGAAUUCGUUCGACGCUUUCAAAUCGCUUAUCAUUUAAUAACAAAUGAAAAAUUUCGUUCAAUAUUAUUAUCUGUUUCAUUAUUUAUUAUUGAAUCAUGUCAAUUUAUUCUUGAAAGUCAACCAUGA